GCUACUUUUGGCCCCCACCACUCCACAUUCCAACUCUCUCUCACACCACUCUCUAAUUGUGCCUAUAAAUUCCAUCAUAACGUUGCAGCAGCAAUAUUGAAAAUAAUAUAAGGCCACUCAGAGGGUCUUUAAAGGAAGAAGACAGAACAAGAAGAAGAAGAAGAAGGAGCCAGUCACACAGUAGUUGUCAGAGAAUCUUACUGUUGGUUGUUUCUGAGGAAAUUAUUAAUUAACCAAAAGGGUUGCACCAAAUGGGUGGUGGUAGUGGUGGUAGUGCUGAUAAUGGUGAUGCUGACCAUAAUAAUACUUCUAUUUCCAUGGCUGCUGCUAAGAACAAGAAGAGUGGCUCCUUUAGCUCCAUUUUUAUGCAUGCUGAUCGCCUAGACGUGUUUCUCAUGAUUUUUGGAUUGAUUGGAGCCAUUGGUGAUGGCAUAGGCACCCCUUUGGUGUUGUUUAUCACCAGCAAAAUCAUGAACAAUAUUGGAAACUUUUCUGGUGGCAUAGAUAGCACUUUCAUCCAUGGCAUCAACAAGAAUGCUGUGGUUUUGUUAUACCUGGCUGGUGGGUCUUUUGUGGCUUGUUUUCUAGAGGGUUAUUGUUGGACAAGAACCGGUGAAAGACAAGCUGCAAGAAUGAGAGUGAGGUACCUAAAGGCAGUGUUGAGGCAAGAAGUUGCAUACUUUGAUUUGCAUGUCAGUAGCACAUCUGAGGUCAUCACCAGUGUCUCUAACGACAGCCUCGUAAUUCAGGAUGUUCUUAGUGAAAAGGUUCCAAAUUUUUUGAUGAAUGCCUCUAUGUUUGUGGGGAGCUACAUAGUGGGUUUUGCAUUAUUAUGGAGAUUGACACUUGUGGGGUUCCCUUUUGUGGUUCUACUUGUGAUCCCUGGUUUUAUGUAUGGGAGGACACUGAUGGGGUUGGCCAGUAAGAUAAGAGAAGAGUACAACAAAGCUGGUACAGUGGCAGAACAAGCAAUAUCUUCCAUCAGAACCGUUUACUCCUUUGUGGGCGAAAGCAAGACCAUUGAUGCUUUCUCUGAUGCUUUACAAGGCUCGGUGGAGUUAGGACUCAGACAAGGCUUGGCAAAAGGCUUAGCCAUCGGAAGCAAUGGUGUUGUGUUUGCAAUUUGGGCUUUCAUAUCCUAUUAUGGUAGCAGAUUGGUCAUGUACCAUGGUGCCAAAGGUGGAACUGUGUUUGCAGUUGGAGCAGCCAUAGCACUCGGAGGAUUGGCCUUAGGUGCUGGUUUGUCGAACGUGAAGUACUUCUCAGAGGCGAGCACUGCGGGAGAACGCAUAAUGGAAGUGAUAAAAAGGGUUCCGAAGAUCGAUUCAGACAACAUGGGUGGGGAGAUUCUGGGGGAGGUUCGUGGCGAGGUUGAGUUUGAGAAUGUGAGCUUCGUGUACCCAUCGAGGCCCGACAGUGUGGUUCUGAAGGAGUUUUCCCUGAGGGUGCCUGCAGGGAAAACGGUGGCGCUGGUGGGAGGAAGUGGGUCGGGAAAAUCCACUGUGAUAUCUCUUCUGCAGAGGUUCUAUGACCCGGUUGAAGGAGAGAUACGUGUUGAUGGCGUGGCGAUUCAGAGGUUGCAGCUGAAGUGGUUAAGGUCUCAAAUGGGGUUGGUGAGUCAAGAGCCUGCACUGUUUGCGACGAGCAUCAAGGAGAAUAUUCUGUUUGGAAGAGAAGAUGCAAGUGAGGAAGAGGUUGUGGAAGCUGCGAAAGCUUCCAAUGCUCAUAAUUUCAUCUCACAGUUGCCACAGGGAUAUCAUACUCAGGUAGGAGAGAGAGGAAUUCAAAUGUCAGGGGGACAAAAGCAGAGAAUUGCUAUAGCACGAGCAAUAAUAAAGAAGCCACGAAUUCUGUUGUUGGAUGAAGCAACGAGUGCACUAGAUUCUGAAUCCGAACGAGUUGUGCAAGAAGCCUUGGACAAAGCAGCAGUGGGGCGCACCACCAUCAUCAUCGCUCAUCGAUUAUCCACCAUCAGAAAUGCAGAUGUCAUUGCUGUCGUGCAAAGUGGGAAGAUCAUGGAAAUGGGUUCACACCAUGAACUCAUCCAAAACGACAAUGGCCUCUACACCUCUCUCGUUCGUCUGCAACAAGCAAAACAUGAAAAAGAAGACACCCCUUUUCACCCUCUUCCUCCUCCUCCUUCAUCAUCAUCAUUAUUAUCAUCAUCAUCCAUAUCAAACAAAGACAACAAUCACAGCACAAGCAGUCGUAGGUUGUCUCUCGUGAGUCGAUCCAGCUCCGCCAACUCAAUCCCUCGUGUUGUUGUCGGUGGUGAUGAUGAUGUUGUUGAAGAGGUUGUGGUGGAAGAUAUGAAGCUGCCACUUCCCUCCUUUCGGAGAUUGCUAGCACUGAAUGUUCCCGAGUGGAAGCAAGCGUGCAUGGGGUGUUUGAACGCAGUGUUGUUUGGCGCAAUACAACCUGUGUAUGCAUUUUCAAUGGGGUCCGUGAUAUCUGUUUAUUUUCUCCCAGACCAUGAUGAGAUAAAAGAGAAAACCAGGAUCUACUCCCUUUGUUUUCUAGGGUUGGCCGUGUUCUCCUUGGUGGUUAACAUCCUCCAACACUAUAACUUUGCGUACAUGGGAGAGUACUUGACCAAAAGGAUCAGAGAACGAAUGCUCUCAAAGAUUCUCACUUUCGAAGUUGGAUGGUUCGAUCAAGAUGAAAAUUCCACUGGUGCUGUUUGUUCUAGACUUGCCAAAGAAGCCAAUGUGGUAAGGUCAUUGGUGGGAGACAGAAUGGCUCUGGUGGUGCAAACAAUUUCUGCAGUGGUGAUAGCUUUCACUAUGGGCCUGGUCAUUGCAUGGAGGUUGGCCAUUGUUAUGAUAGCAGUUCAACCGAUCAUCAUAGUCUGCUUCUACACAAGGCGUGUUCUUCUGAAAAGCAUGUCCAGCAAGGCCAUCAAGGCGCAAGAUGAGAGUAGCAAGAUAGCUGCAGAAGCUGUUUCCAAUCUCAGAACCAUCACAGCAUUUUCUUCCCAAGAGAGGAUCCUAAAGAUGCUUGAGAAGGCACAAGAGGGACCAAGUCACGAAAGCGUUCGGCAAUCAUGGUUUGCAGGGCUUGGUCUUGCAUGUUCGCAGAGCCUUACAUUUUGCACCUGGGCCUUAGAUUUCUGGUAUGGUGGAAAACUUGUGUUCAAAGGGCUCAUCAGUGCCAAAGCAUUGUUUGAGACCUUCAUGAUCUUGGUGAGUACAGGUAGAGUCAUUGCAGAUGCUGGAAGCAUGACCAAUGACCUAGCAAAAGGUGCUGAUGCUGUUGGUUCAGUUUUUGCAAUCCUAGAUAGGUACACUAAAAUCGAGCCUGAUGAUGAGAUAGAUGGGCACAAGGCUGAGAAAUUAACAGGGAAAAUAGAGCUUCAUGAUGUUCAUUUUGCAUACCCAGCAAGGCCUAAUGUGAUGAUCUUUCAAGGCUUCUCGAUCAGAAUAGAUGCAGGAAAAUCAACAGCACUGGUAGGGCAAAGUGGGUCUGGAAAAUCAACAAUAAUAGGGCUAAUAGAGAGAUUCUAUGAUCCUCUGAAAGGGACAGUGACCAUAGAUGGUAGAGACAUAAAACAAUACCACCUUAGGUCACUGAGGAAACACAUUGGUCUGGUGAGUCAGGAGCCAACACUGUUUGGUGGGAGCAUAAGGGAAAACAUAGCAUAUGGAGCAUGUGAGAAGGUUGAUGAAAGUGAGAUCAUGGAAGCAGCAAGAGCUGCAAAUGCUCAUGAGUUCAUUGCAAGUUUGAAAGAUGGGUAUGAAACAUGGUGUGGAGAUAGAGGAGUGCAACUCUCAGGGGGUCAAAAGCAAAGAAUUGCAAUAGCAAGAGCCAUACUGAAGAACCCUAUAGUGCUGUUGCUGGAUGAAGCUACUAGUGCUCUUGAUAGCCAAUCAGAGAAACUGGUGCAAGAUGCUCUAGACAGGGUGAUGGUGGGAAGAACCAGUGUGGUGGUGGCUCACAGGUUAAGCACAAUACAGAACUGUGAUCAAAUUGCUGUGCUAGAGAAGGGAAAAGUGGUGGAGAAAGGGACUCAUUCAUCUUUGUUGGGUGAGGGACCAAGUGGAGCUUAUUACUCUUUGGUGAGUUUGCAGAGAAGACCAACAAAACAUGAAGGUUAAUCUUAAAAGUAUCAAAAUCAGCUAACCUAAACAAACAAGUUGUCACAUAUUUGAGAUUAUUAUAAAGGAUAAAGAUAUUUUGAUUACUAAAUUUUGACGACUUUCUCUUAGGAUACGAGGUGUCAUCUUUUAAGUGAUUUUUGAAUAUUAAGAAUGAAAAAAAGGAAAAACAAAAAAUCACUUAGAAGAUGACACUUAAGAUUGUAAGAGAAAGUUGUCAAAAUUUAGUAGUCAAAAAAUCAUUUUUCUACUAUAAAACCUCUUCUUUGGCUUGAGGGAAGAUUGCUGCAAAGAAGAAUGGUGGAGCAAAAAUGGAAGAUAAGGGCUAUAUAUAACAGUUGUUGUCUCUGAAUUUCUCAUGUUACGUAUGCUUAAAGUAAUUGUAUGAUAACUAGUUUCAUGUGACUUAAAUAUAUAUGUAGUCUUUUAGUCUUA
Vigna unguiculata (cowpea) is the source of this 4529-nucleotide messenger RNA. RefSeq names its product ABC transporter B family member 15-like. NCBI's taxonomy places the organism in Eukaryota, Viridiplantae, Streptophyta, Magnoliopsida, Fabales, Fabaceae. Gene Ontology annotation, cellular component: membrane. The record is from RefSeq and is a predicted model, not a curated record. Gene Ontology annotation, biological process: transmembrane transport. Gene Ontology annotation, molecular function: ATP hydrolysis activity; ABC-type transporter activity; ATP binding.